Sclerotinia borealis F-4128 is the source of this 1872-nucleotide messenger RNA. Lineage: Eukaryota; Fungi; Ascomycota; Leotiomycetes; Helotiales; Sclerotiniaceae. The record is from the annotation of a GenBank genome assembly.
AUGGAGUACCAGGUUCGAAAGCUUCAGAUUAAGGAAGAGGGGAAUGCAAAGGAACAAAAGGCGUUGAACAUGAAGUUGGAAGUGAUUAUGUUGGCAAUUGGACGCUUGGACGCAAAACAAGCACGUUCCUCGACAAGAUUCGGAUGCAGACAACGAGGCGGGAGGUACGCAUCCGAUUCCGAUAAGGGAUAUAGCGGAAAUCAACCACCACCACCACCACCGCGAACAGGAAAAACGGCGGGUGGGGGUCAUCAACACAGACACGGACGUGGCAGAACUCUCCGAAAAUACCAGACCCGGAUCAACUUGAUGAUGGUAACGAAAGAGGAACUGAUUUCGAGAGUCGGCGUAUUGGGCGAUGAUGCAAUACAUCUUCUAAGAACUAAAGGACACGCCCAGAAGUUUUUACACCCACGCUUUGACCAAGGUCAUGAACAGUUCAUCAACUCUACGGAGAUCUUGGACUGUCUGCAGGACAUCUUCAUCAAUCCGGGCAAACAACGCGAUACGGACGCCGAGUUCCAACAACUUCGGAUGAGAACAGCGGAGGUGUACCAUACGUUCCUUAACGACUUCGUUGGAAACCCAUUUGUUAUCGACGUGGCGUUCCCACAAAUCUUAGAAACCAACAGAGAACGCCUCGCGUAUCAAGCAAGACAAGCUAAAGUUAACAGAAAAUUAGAGCCCGCUCGUGGUGCAGAUCGGCCGAUGGGAAGCCAUCCGCAGGAGGAGACCCCUAUGGGUAAGAAGAGAAAGGACGAAGAUAUCAUCUGCUAUAUUUGUGGGGAGAAGGGACACUGCAGCCCACAGUGUCCUAAACCAAAGCGCAAGGCAGACGUGAACGAGUUGGCGGAAGAUAGUUCUGAGAAACAAAGCGUGGACGGAAGUAUCAACUGUGAAGCCUUGGCAGAUUCUGGAGCAGGAGGUUUUUGUUUUAUUGAUACAACUUGUGCAUAUGAUGUGGGCAAAUACUUGGGUUUAAAGAUUCAACGCUUGCCCGAAGUCUUCCGUCCGCAUGGGUUCAACGGCAAGAAGGCGGAUGCUAUCACUGACUAUAUUCGCAUUCAUAUGUUGCUCGACGGACGACGCAUCCUAGGCCUUGUGCCAGUCCCCGUCAACGUUGAACAUCAGCGCGACGUCGAUGAUAGGGAGAUAAAUGUGAAGCGCGAAGAGAUUACGACGGGCCUGUCAAAGUCUAUCCUAAAGAGAGGCCAGGCUGUCUUCAAAGUGGAUGAGGCCUCUGAAGCGAAGUCUGAUUCAUCUUCGGAGGGAGAGCGUUCAGACCCAGCUGUACCAGGGACGAUGUGGGCAGAGGCAUCAGCGCUGGCGCCAUAUAUUUGCAUUGGACCUGAAAAGUCAGUUGGCGCGAGUGGAGCAGGAGCUAAAGGGCCUGCAUAUCUCAAUCGAAGUGGAGGAAGAGACGGACGACAGUACAAUAGAGAGCACGGAAAGAACGAGAUAUUCUCGUUAAGCAUUAACGAUAUUGAUCGUAAAAUCGAGGAUCGUGAAUCGGAGGCGAAGAUCAAGAAGAAGUUACCAUCCAAAUAUCGUACUGAGGCAAACGUCUUCUCGAAAAAGGAGUCACGCAAUCUACCUCAACAUCGGGCAUACGAUCAUAAAAUAGAACUCACGAGCCCGGAGGAAGAGCUGUCUUACAGCCCGCUGCAGCGAUAUACCAAAGAGGAGCUCCGCUCAAUGAAACAGUAUAUUGUCGACAACCUAGACAAGGGAUUUAUCAAGACGAGCAAAGCGCCGUUUGCGGCGCCGGUCCUAUUUGUGCGGAAACCGAGUGGGGUUGCGGUUUUGCAUCGAUUACCGGAAGCUCAACUCAAUCACUCGACGAGAUCAGUACCCCCUGCUACUCAUCGAUGA